AGAUGACAAAGCUUCCGGUUUAUUCAAAUUUCAGAGUAACUACUAAAACGAGGCAUUAGACGACAAAGCUACCGGUUUAUUGACAUUCUUUGUUUAGGCUCGCCGAGACUACCAGUGGAUCAUUUCACAAGAGGCUAAUUAAGCCGCUAAGCGUUAGUCAUGGCAGAAAGCAAUCCACCUACACACAUCCAUGGUUUGUACUGAAUGCGAGAACGGAUGGGUAGCCAGUGCAGAAAACGAAGGAGAGGAUUACAGAAACAAUACCCCGCUUAUCUUUACCAGACAAGCCAUACUUGCCAGUAAUGUUAACAUUCAAGAAGAAGUAGGUUUAUCAUCCCUACAUCGAACCAACAGCUCUAUGUUUGUCAGCUGUUUGGUUGUGACUGGAUCCUGUGGUGAAAUUCCUCAGGCAAAAUUCCUGCAGUGUGCACCGUCAACGUCUGGGGUGCGUGCGACAUCAAUCACCGCUCGUCAGCCUGCCCAAGUAUGUCAAGGUCCCUAUGCUGAUUCUUGCCUUGGUCGUCAAAAGAUAAGUCGGCAAGCUGGCUUCCCUAAGGCUUUCACCAGAAUGCGUCAUCAGCUCUUCUAGAGCGGAAUCUUCCCGACCACGCCCUUGUUGUGGUACUGUUGCGGUUUCUGUAACAGCAAAACCCCCAACCUGGAGAGCCAGAAUGCAACA
Pomacea canaliculata is the source of this 679-nucleotide messenger RNA. RefSeq lists its product as uncharacterized. Bases 191 to 589 code for a protein of 132 amino acids. The record is from RefSeq and is a predicted model, not a curated record. Lineage: Eukaryota; Metazoa; Mollusca; Gastropoda; Architaenioglossa; Ampullariidae. The transcript has 3 exons.